Molecule: messenger RNA, 9029 nt
Organism: Gigantopelta aegis
Lineage: Eukaryota; Metazoa; Mollusca; Gastropoda; Neomphalida; Peltospiridae
Product: ubiquitin-like protein 3
Exons: 5
Coding region: 295-660 (121 amino acids)
Molecular function (GO): protein binding
Source: RefSeq, a predicted model, not a curated record
CCCAGAAAUCUGUGCAAUCCGCCAUAACAUAGAAAAUUAAUCGAAGGAAGAAAACAUAAAUGAUUCCUUCCAUUAUUGAAGUUCUUAUAAAACGAUUUUGCAAAAAGCUAGUGGAUUAAAAUAGUUAUAGACUAUGUAAAAAUGGAAAUAACAUUGAUAUAUAUUCAUCAAUGAUGUCGAAAUAAUAACCUCUUGUGUUGGGCGAGUUUUUGGACUGUCCGUCAUGUGUGUAAUUUGAUACAAAUCUUGAGAAGAAAUAUUGUAAUUUUUUCUCUUGGAUUACAUCUUGACACAAUGGGCAGUCGUCAGAUACCUGCUGAUAAGAUUAAUCUCCGGUUGAUUCUGGUGAGUGGCAAAACUGAGGAAUAUCUCUUUUCGCCAUGUGAUUCUGCGGCAGACAUAACCGAAUAUGUGUACAACCACUGGCCUGAAGAUUGGUCAGAAGAUCAACUCCCAUCGACAAAUAUAUUGCGGCUCAUUUACCAGGGUCGUUUUUUACAUGGAAACGUAACUUUAGCAGCUCUGCAGUUACCCACCGGAAAGACAACUGUGAUGCAUCUUGUAGCGAGGGAGAACCUACCGGAGCCCAAUAAUCAGGGUCAGCUGAAAAAGGACAAGAGUGGAGAAAGUGGGUGUAGCAAUUGCUGUGCGAUUCUAUAGCACAAUGUAGUAGGUUACAUUGCCAGUGCGACUGACAAGACAUUUUCUCAAUCUUCGCUUCAAAACCUGUAUAUUGUGCAGUAUUGUUGAACACAAGCUAACUACAGCCGUAUUUUAUUAUGUGAAACACGUGAUGCACUACUAUUCUCACCAGUUCUGCAAAUACUACACGGGGAUGAGAUCUGAUGUGUCUAUGUAUGCAAUGCCAGUGCUCACCGUUCUAGUGUAAUUUAUUUCAUUUAGAAUGAAAUGUUAAAAUCAUUUCAAGUUGUGUGUGUUUGCAAAAUUGCAAAACUGGCCACACCAUUGGGUUGCUAGUGGUUUCUGUUCUAAUUCUGUUUUAAACAAGAUAAUUAUGCAAGCUGUGGAAGCAUGUAAAUCAAACAUGAAGAGAAUGGCAAAUUUAAAAUUUAAAAAAAAUUAAUAUGAAAAAAAAAUCAUCAUGAAAUUGAGGAUGGAGGUUCGUGUUGGACUGGAUGAAGAGGAGAUAAUUGACAGUCGACUGGGGAAUAGAAGCUAUUGUGUCUUUCAUGUAGAGCAGUCUAGUGAAGAGAUCUGGAGUCACGGCUAGUGGCGUGUAAAAAUUACCAAACCAGACUUGAUCUUGUCUUUAUGUAUUCUCUUCACAAAACUCACUUCUUCGUUAUACCACAGGAGCAAGUCCCCUGUGAGCUUUAUUAGUCUAGUACACAACAUUCUGUAAUGGGAAUGUACAUAUAUAUUUAGAAUGAUGUGAUUCUUUAUUGAAUAAUAUCUUUUACUAGCUUUUAUUACUAUAAUUUUACUCUUUAAAUCUUCACGGUGAAAUGCGACUUGAAUUUUUUUUUUUUUUUUUUUUUUUUGGGGGGGGGGGGUGGGGGUAAAUCUAUACAUUGACUGUACAGCACUGGUAGAACAUUGUUAAAAUGUUAUGUAAUUGUAAAUCAGUCUGCAGGUACACAUGUGUGAUGACGUUAUGUGUGUGUGUGUUGCUCGAGUGCUAGUGUUUUUCUGUCUUUUUCUAUUGCACUUUUCUAAUUACUACGUCAGGCAUGUACCACACACACCACAGAUACAUGUAUCUUAUUGUGACUGUUUGAAGGUUGUCAAGCUCGAUGGUAGCAUGCACUGUGAUUGUAUGUUUCUUGUUGAUCUUGAUGCCAGAAAGCUGCACAUGGUUGGUGUAUAACAAAGAGGCUACUUGCCUUCGUUCAACUGGCUUUUUUAUUCGUUUAGAACAAUUACACUUCCUAAAUUCAGUUGCAGAAUAAAUGAUAUGAUGUACAAACUUAAAACUGACAGCUAUUAAUAAUCAUAAACAAUUGAUGAAUAUCACAAGAAUGAAAAUAGCCUGUAUGUUUAAAUGACAGUCUUUUUCUUUGAAAUCAUGCUUCGGAAACAAAUACCAAGUUUCAUAAUAAUUAAUUUGGUGUAAAAUUAAUUAAAAAGAUGUAUCUUUUUUUUCUUUUCUUUUUUAAAUUGAAAUAGAAAUAAUACAUCUGUUUAAAAAUAGUUUAUAGGCGGCUAUCAAAUCAUGUGUGAUCUCAAACUGAAAUAUGAAAUAAUUGGCUCUUUAUAUUAUGCUUUUUGACAGUAUUUCAGGCUUCUGAGAAUUGAAAAUCUGCGUGACCCAUUUAUCGGUUAUGCAGAAAUAAAUUCAGGUAAUAUUUUUGCGUAACCCGUUAUAUUCAAGUAAAUGGUGAUCCAAAAUAGGUUAUGCAAAAUUAGAUACGCGUCAACGAAACGAUUGUUCUCACAAUAUUCGGAGGUCAGUGUUUAUAUUCUUAAAUAACCAUGGACGUUUACUAAGAUUGAAAAUAAUGUAGGAUAUUGCACUAUUGGUGGCAAGGUAAUUGUUGUCACAUUUUAGCAUAUUCCAUAAUUAUGCGACACAUUGUUAAAAAAAAAAAAAAAAAAAAGUACUGUAGGUAAAGAAUAUAUUCGGAGAUUAUUCCAUUAUCUAUUACUUGCUGAUAGUAGUUUGUUUUUAAACUCACCUUAACAUACCAUUAUAUGUUGGCUACUUAGUUUAAUGUGCAAAUAAUUAACUAAUUAAACAUAAAACUCAUUAAAGUAAGAUCCAUAAAUGUAGUCAUCAUUUAAUGCAGUUAACACUGGUAUAUGUGUUAGGGUGCUUGGGGUGAUAGAUACAUAUCAAAGAGGUUGUCCAGUGGGUUGUAAAAGGGGCACAGUGUUGGAAGCAUUAUGCAGCCAUCCAGUUACCCGCUCAUUUCAGCUACUAUUAAGAUGUUAAAUUUUUUUUAAUGUAUUUUUGACAAUAAAUUGAGGCUAAAUUUAAAAUGGAUGAGGUAUAUCCUAAACAUGCAAGUUUAUUUUAAUUUAAAUUGUUUUCCUAAAUGUGUUGAAAUACAAUGAGUUGUUUCCAAAUUCUUAUGUACAUGUAUAUAUGUUCCAAAGUCUUAUAUACCGGUAUGUGGAAAUGUUUCAUUCAUACCAGUUUUCUUGCUGAAAGGAAAACUAGAAAUAUUUUUUAAAGUGUAUAGCAUUAGUAUAACGUUGACUUCAUGGAUAAAUUUCGGGUGUGCAUGUUUUUAAAAGAAAUACAAUACUGAAUGUGCAAACCACUGAAGGCAAAAACUAGACUGCAUGCUUGUUUUUCAAUUGUUAUGAUUUUAAUUUGUAUAAAUGGUUACAAACAAAAUUGACUCAUUGCACAGUCGAGCACAUACUUGUAUGAUCAAACCACAAUAGAAUUCUGCCCUGCAAAAAAUCUAACCUCCUGUGUCUAGAUGGAAGUGUCUUUUAUUGAUAUUGGUGUAGUGGUCCGUAUUGUAUUACUUACAUGUUUACAUGUACGGUAUGGUUUGGUGUAUAUAUAUAUAUAUACGUAUACAAAUCUGCAUGUGUGUGUGUGUGUGUAUCUUGACACAGAAUGGUACGCUAUACAAAUUGACCGUUAAAAUUAAUUACUUGAUAAAAAGCUUUUUUAAACAACUUUUUUUUUUAAAUAAACAAAUAAGAUUUUGUUAAUAGCAUUCUAUGAAUAGAUAUCCUGCACCCCCUUUUCUCUCUACUUUUAAUUUGUUUUAUAUUUUUAAUUAUACUGCAUGUCAGAAAUUGUUAUCACAUAUUAUUAGUAUAAUGAAAUUUCCUUAUUGGAUGAGUAGUUAUUUUCAGUUUCUAAUAAUUAAUGUGCACAUUGCAGUAAUUAAUUGAAUCUUGAAGAAUUUGUUUUCAUGUUAUUGCAGUAGUCACUAGCUAUAUUACAAAUUAUGAUGUCACCAAUUCAAAUCUUGCUUCAGACUAUUUCCCUUGUGUAUUUGUAAAUUGUCCAGAUCAAGUAAAACAACAAUUAGCAUGUAUUUGUGGACAUGUGUAAUGAAAUUAAGGCAGUUAAAAUAAUGAAUGUCAUAAACAGAUGUGUGAAUGGUUAGUUUGUAAUAAAGACAUUGUGUUUACAAGUAUUUGCCUUGAAAUCACUAACACUAAAAACACUCACCAACAUGAUAAUAUCAUAUUGAUGUCAGACUUGGAGUUGUAAUCUUUUUAAAUAGUUUUUACAGAUGUUUUCUCAUGGCAAAUGUUUUACAUUUAAUUAGUGCGGUGACAGAGGUGAAUAUUUCAGUCUUUGAUCAAAUUCACGUACACCAUUUACCUACUAAAUGUGCAUUUAAAAGUGAUUCUCUUUACACAUUUUCUGGCUGUUGGACCACCAGUGUACAUAACAUGAUACUUAGUACUUGAUGUUACAGUAUGUAAUUUAUUGUUAUUUGCUUGACUAGAAACUGUAUAAAAUUAGUAUGUCAUAUCGUACAUGGAAGAAAACUUGUUUUACAUUUGACAAGCAUACAUGUAUGCACAUUUUAAUUUGUAUAUAUUAAUAAAACUGGUGUACAUAUUUUUCCAAGUGUUCAUGGAAAUAUCCAUGGUUUCAUACAUAAUCAAAAUAAAUUUAGAUUGCAUUAUACAUUGACAUAGAAGAAAAAGCAUUGCUUAAAGUAAUGGGUUGAUUACUAUAUAUUUUUCUUUUCUUUUUUUAUGUUUAAUCUCUUAGGCUGUAUUAUUUAAUUUUAAUAUUUUUUUUUCAAUAUGCCAAUUUGCAAGAAAGAACCAAAUGGCAAAAUUAAUUUUUGUCUGUCCAUGACAAUAUUAUUGUUCAUAAACCUAUACGUUAACACACACCCCCCCCCCCCCCCCCCCCCCCCCCCCAAAAAAAAAGUCACAUGACUCGCAUACAACUUUAUAUGCAAUUUUUACCGGUAAUGUAUGAACAUGAAAUAAUGUCAUGUUUUAUUCUAACUGAAUGAAUUUAGAGUUUUAAUUUCAAGUUUGUGACAUGCGCAAGACCAGUUAAAAUUGUAUAUAAUACAAUAGACAUCAACUUUCAAUAUAAUAUGUUUACUUCAGUGUCUAUCAAGCAAUAUCAGAUUGUUCUCCUAAUAGAAUAACAUAUUAUCAAUGAUUUUGCAAUCACAAACAAUUUCUUUAUGAUAAAGAUUGGAACACUGAUUAAGAGGAAAUUUAACCAAAAUCUGGAUAUACAGUGCAUAUGAGAGUGGAGAUUGUCCUCAUGUGUUCCCCAAGUUAGAAUAAACUUCUUACAGUAACCCGUUUUAAAAUAUUGGAAAACGUAAUAGAGUGCUAGUUGUUUGCAGUUCAUUAAUCUUGCUUACCAGGUUCUCUUGAUACUGAAGAUUUUAGUUUUAUUAAGCAAUAUUUACUUUUUGCAAGUCUUAGCUGAAAAUUACUUAGCCAGAUUAUUGACACCUAACUAUCUUUCACUUAUAUUUGUUUUGUUAAUUUAUUUUCAGAUGUAUAUAUAUAUAAUUAAGCAUUUGCAUAUAACUAAAUAUUUUGAGUGUUAAACGAUGGUGAUAAUUUAUACAGUAGAAGCAAAGGAAGCAAAAAAGAAAAAAAAAAUCACUAUUAAUUGUCAUCAUCUAAAAAGUUGACUACAGGUGUAUAGAACAUGGCAUACUCCUGUGUUUUACUGAGUGUUUUACAAAUUGAAUGGUCAGCUUUUGCAACCAUGACAAUAUGUUUUGAGACGACCAGUAUUUCUGUCUGUUGGGUGUUUUCCACUGUUGUAAUAUGUUAAGUUUGUCUCGGGUUGUGCACAGUAGAUGACCUGUAAGUGAUCUACUGUAAGAUUUUCUCCAGCAGCAAGUCAAACGUGUGUGUGUGUACACCUGUUGAUUUCUUUUGUGUGUGAAACUACCUAUGUCAUUCUAGUGUGGUUUUCGUAGUAUUGCAAAGGGAAAUCAAAACAUGAUCUACAUAUAUACAAAGACAAAAAAGGUUUAGCAGUUUGGUAAAUGUGCUUAUUGUAAACUGGAAUAAUAUUGCAACUUUUUUUUCUCUUGUGAAUACACAUCUUCAUGAAGUCGCUAUAACCUGGAAAAUAAUGCGUGCAUAUCAGUCUUGUCACUUGAGGUUCACUGCGAAUAACACAAAGUUAAUAUGCACGUUUUGUUCACCCGGUUUACAGUAUAUAAAAGAAAACUUGUGACUUUCAAAGUGAAAGCAGACACUGGAAUUAAUUGAAGCAUCGCCUGUCAGUACAGGUGUAAGUAACAGAUUAUUUUAAUUGAAAAUAAAAUGCAUAACUGUCAUAUCAUUGAGUAUAACUUAAAGUAGUACCAAAUUGCUAAAGUGUUUUGUUUUGUUAUAUAUUGGUAUUUAAUUUGUGUGCUGAAAGGCAGUUGCAAGACAACUCUUUAUAUUAUCCACCUAUCCAUAAAGAGCACAUCUCAUUUCUUCUUUCUGCAUAUAUGUUAAACAAGGCCACCUCAAAACCACUGUAGAAACCAUCAAUAUCUUUUUUAUGGGCGAGGGUGAAUAUAUACAGUGUGUGAAAGUUAAUCAGUUGGUUUUUUUCAAACACAUUUUGACUCCACUCCAUCUAUACCAGCUGCAUGCGCUAUUAAGCUGUAAAAGAUCACGAUACCUCGGGCAGUAAUUAAUAUGUAAUAGUAAAUGAAUCAGAGAAAAACUCGUAAUUGCUAUCUAAUUGUAGGUGUAUGUAUUUUAACACUAAACACUGGAUUGUAUUCAGGUAGGUUUUACACUCACUUUGAUUGUGUUUUGUCAAUGAGGGUAGGGGUGGGAGCUAAGUACAUAAAGACUUCUUAAACAUGUUUUUGAUCAAAUUCACAUUACGAUAUACAUGGAAUAAGAUAAAUAAAAGUAAUAACAUAACAAACAAAACUUGAAGAGUUCUCAAUUCUGUCCGAUCACAUUCAUUCCUUGUGUUGUUUUUCAUUGGUUUCUUGUGCAACCUUUUUAAGAUAUUUAUGAAAUCUGUGUAGUUGAAUAUUGAUGUACAUACAGUAUUCUGUAAUGGUAUCCCCUGUUUAUACACAGCAGUCUGGUUGCUGAUAGAACCUGUGUUAAUCAGGAUGUUAAAUACCCAGCAGGUCAAUGGAUGUUGUGGUUGAUGUAGUUACACGUGUAGUUCAUCCCGUCGAGAUAAAAAUGUCACUUUUUAUUGCCUUACUGAAAUAAAUUGUUCAAUGUGAUCUGUUUCCCCAAUCCAUUAAUUUGUAUUUUUGAUAUUUGUUUAAUUUUUAUUUCUAGCUUAUACUGCUACUUGAACUUCUGAUUAUUUGGAGUAAAUCUGUCUCAGUUAACCUUUUUUCAUUCUUUCUUCUUUUUUUUUCAUUUGUUUUUUCCUUGCCCAAUUGUUUUCUUUAUAAACUUGUAGGUUAAGUAGUAUACCAAUCAGCCCUUUAGUUUGUAAAGUAUGUAUUGUUAGCUGUUUGUCAUACAUGAAUUGGUGUUUGUCCAAAUAAUAUCUCCAUACAAUAAAAUGCCUUUAAAAAUAUGCACCAACCACUUCUGUACUUUAUUAGUCCCUUUCCAACACAACUGGUUGGGGACUACACCGUAUUGGUCCAUCUGUCUACCUGAAUGUCUGAAUUAAAUUGUCCACUGUUUGAUUGUGUGCAUGCAAUUGUAAAGAAAAGGUAGAUAAUUAUUUUUUUAAUGAGUAGAAAGAAAUGGAAUGUGAAGUUGAUUGAGAUCCAUAAGCAUCUAUUCCAUAGACUUGGCAUGCGUUAAAAGAAGACAAUUCUAGGGAUUGCUUUCAUAACCAUUAACUUGUUUAUUUUGGGGUAAAUAUACAUGGAUUUUAAACUUUAAAUAUUUUUUGGAUGAAUAUUUUUGCACUCUGAAGUGCAUGUUUGGAAGCCAGUGUUUUGAUUACCAUAAUGAUAUCCACUGACGGGGGAUGAAAAUGGGGGUUGUCUUCAUAUGAAUAUAUGUUCCAAGAAUAAAGUUGUUUACAAAACAUAUCAGUGUGUACAUAAACUACUACAUUUUGUGUAAUACAAAAUAAAUUUAAAAAACAACAAAACUAGAUGGUAUUUUAUAGAAUCCAAUUAUAUUUUGAGAAUGUUUGAAAAAUUAUUCUGGCUAUUUCAAAUGAGAUUUUUAUGUCUUUUUCCUGCAGGCAUUCAGUCUUAUUUUUCUGGUAAACAUGCUCAUACCACCAUUGGUAUUGAUCAUCUGAUUUGUAGGCUGUUACUGAUCAUAUAUACUAAGAGGCAUAAAUAACACAAUGGGUAUUUCGCUAUAUUUUCUUAUAGAAAUAUUAUGUCAUUUAUAUUAGGCAUGCAGAUAAAUGACAUAUUGGUAACAACUGUAAGUGAAAGAAUGUUCAAAUUCGGAAUUUUUAAAAAUAAAAUGUGGUUUUAAACAAAACAAAAAACUUGGUUUUUUGGCAAUAAAACAGCAAUUUUUUAACAUUAACAUAAUAAAAAAAAAGAAAAUACAAACAAUGUUUGCUUUUAUAGGGAGACGAGAGCAGGCAAUGCACAUGCAAAAACAUUUUCAUAUGCAAUGCUGUGUUGUUGCAAUAAAUACCCAAGUUAUGUUUUUUGAUGAAAACUCAUUUUAUUCCUUUUUUUAAUAAUUUGAACAAAAUCCUCUUUCACUUACAGUUGUUACCAGUAUGUCAGUUGUCCGCAUACUCAAUAUAUAUGAUUUGACAUUUCUAUAAGAGAUUAUUCAGUGAAAUACCCAUUGCGUUAUUUAUGCCUCUCAGUAUAUUUUAUAGGUAUAAUUAAUAAAGAUGUCGGUAUAAUGCUCUGGUGGCCAGUAUAUGAAUGUGUAAUGUCUAUAAACCAUCUGUGACGAGUAAACAGAAAUAUUACUGUACCUGGAAUAUAUUUCCCUUGAUUUUAAAAAAUAUAAUUCUUGUUUCUUUUCUUUUUUCGUGUAUCCUCGUAUUGUUUUUAUUCUAAUAGAUGUGCUUCUACAAGCUACGUUACUACCUUCUGUGUAGAUAAUAUUGCUAUGGUUCAUACUGAAAGUGUUUUCUGUACAUUUCUGUAAAUUUAACACCUAUACUCCCUUCAUGUCUUUGUUAUAAAUUCACAGUCGUCAGUUUUGUUAAGUAUAUCAUUGAAUGAUAAAAGAGUAUAAAUCAA